Aspergillus calidoustus is the source of this 1083-nucleotide messenger RNA. The record is from the annotation of a GenBank genome assembly. NCBI's taxonomy places the organism in Eukaryota, Fungi, Ascomycota, Eurotiomycetes, Eurotiales, Aspergillaceae.
AUGUCACAUCAGAUGGGAAAUUCCAGCAACAUGCUGGCAUCGGCAAUGUCUGGGGCCACUUCGCUGAUAAUUAUUCAAUUGGCCUCCAGGCUGUUCAUUUUCGGCUCAAACCAAGUGGUUUUGAGGAGCUUGUCGCCCUCUACCUUAGGAGUUUCAGCGCAACUUGAGUUGUUCUUGAUCACAAUCCUAUACUUUUCCAGAGAAAGUAUACGAGCAGCUAUUCAGAGGCAGCCUUUACUGCCGCCAACAGCAUCUUCCACUGGUACAAUCCACGAUGCGAGCUUGUCAAGCCAAAAACAGAAGGGACUGGAAGCCCAAACCAAACUACUCCAAUCGACAGUGAACAUGUCCUACCUAAGCAUCGUCAUGGGCGCUGUAAUGGCAGCGACGUUUAGUGCGUUAUACGCCCACUUUGCUUCCAAAGAAGUUGUGAAGACGCCAUUCUACCACUGGAGUGUAGCAGUUACGGCUAUUGCAGCGCUCAUUGAACUGAGCUCCGAGCCAUUCUUUGUCGUGGUACAGCAGAAUAUGCUCUACAGUAAGAGGGCAGCUGCUGAGAUAUGUGCUGCUUUCGUGAAAAGCCUAGUUACAUGUGGCUUAUCCAUAUGGGCUGCUUGGUCGAGCCGCAGCCUCGGAGUUCUGCCAUUCGCAUUGGGUUACCUGUCCUAUUCGAUGGUGCUAUUUUGUGGCUACUUUCUAGCUGCAAUGCAUAUGUCAGGGGUUCGGCAUUUCUCGUUCUUGCUUUCCCGUAUCGAAUCAGUUGACAACGCCGAAUACCUCUCGAACAGGUUCUCAAGGCUACUGAUUUCAGUAUCCGCAAAUGUUUUUCUGCAGUCCGUCGUGAAGCACUUGCUAACCCAAGGUGACUCCAUGAUCCUGGCAGCCAUGACGACCUUACAGGACCAGGGUAUUUACUCGCUCGCUUCGAACUACGGGGGACUGCUUGCUCGUAUCCUAUUCCAGCCUAUCGAAGAGAGCAGUCGAACAAUCUUCUCGUCUCUUCUCAGCUUCAAAGGAGCCAAGGGCUCGGACAGCAACAUUCGGAUAGCCAAGCCCUGGCCCCGAAAGCACUUCAUAUUCUAG